This is a messenger RNA of Limulus polyphemus (Atlantic horseshoe crab), 475 nucleotides long. RefSeq lists its product as uncharacterized. The record is from RefSeq and is a predicted model, not a curated record. The coding region runs from base 1 to 390 and encodes 129 amino acids. Lineage: Eukaryota; Metazoa; Arthropoda; Merostomata; Xiphosura; Limulidae. The transcript is spliced from 3 exons.
AUGAUGCUCAAUCCUUUUUCAGCCACCUUCUAUCUUUUGCUCACGGUUGUAGUUAUAGGAGAGACAGGGCAAGUCGCCGAUAAAGUGACGCCUGAAGUUGGUGACCAGGCUGACAUGCGUAAUGGCCAAUCAAAAUCACUUCUGGAAUCUUUGCGCAUAAUUCAAAAUCUCCACGAAGAUGUGAAAGAUGAUCGAAACACGGACAUUUGGAAAGCGUUCACACCGCCACCUGUAGUGGAUCCUGAAUGUCAUGUGAAAAUCGAAGUGUGCAAAACAAAGAGAAUUCCAGGGCGUUGCACAAACUUAGGGGGUACAGUCCCCGCUUGCCAAACCCAGAAUCUCCUGUCCCUCAAUGAGUUCACCCAGUGUGGACAGGAUUUCGUUGUCUAGUUCUCUUAUAUAUGGGCCACAUUAGUAGCAAUUACUAAUGUCCGUCGUAUAUAUGUUGUAUAAUGUUUUAUGUACGUGGGUAUGU